AUGGACCAGCCAUCAUCUCGGCCGAUUGCACCCGGCUCAAAAUCGAAAGACCGGACUCGGUCUCAGAUCGUUGGGAGUUUUUGGAUUGUGAUCAUUCUCAGCUUGCCAGUAUGGUGGAGCACGACCAAGAUUGAGAGACGCGCUCUACCCAGCUCCGAAGUCGAAGCUUGGGAUGCUCUUAAGCCAUGUCCGAUUCGAUUUCCUAUCAAAUUGACAUCAAACUUACCCGAAAUCACGUCUGCCUCGAUGAAAUCUCAAGUCGAAAGGUUGGCAUCCCGUUUGGGAAGUGGAGGCGACACCUACCACGAUGCGAUCGACAUAUUGACUGCUAGAUGUUUUGAUUUCAAUGUCGAAUCAACCCCUGCCUCAGCUUCUGAAAAUGGUGUCGUCUUACAUCGAUCACCUUCAGAUAUUCGGAAUCACUCUGGGAGUUUUGCCUUUCAGAAAGACAUCAAGAUUCCGCUUACAACUAGCGAUAAGCCCAAUGAAUUACUCCGAUUCAUCGCCCCGCUUCCCAGCUCACCCUCCUCUACACAAGCUGCAGACUCGCGAGUCAUAAAAUAUUCUUCUCAGUUAAAGCUUGUCUUCAGUCUCAUGAAUGAAGAUUGCAGUCAAUCAGGUUUUAUUCGAAGUUGGAGUAUUAAGCAUGCCAUCGAACUUUACCUGGAAGAUCUUUUGGCGAAUCUCGCACCUCUGCACAACUUAACAUGUCAAACGCAAAUUCUGCAGAAUUCCCCGCUAGCUUUUGAGCCGACUCUACUGUCAAAUGGACAAGACUCGACGUAUGUUGUGGAACAAGAGGAGUUGAAAGCGUUCAUCAAUGAUGCGGAUUGGAACCUUGCCUCGUCGGUGACCAUGGAGCCAGUACUAAACUUUGUGCUCUGGGUACCUUCACCUGACCACAGACCAUUCAAAAUUCGACGCACAGAUGGUACCCUUGAUGCCGACGGCAGUUUCAUUAGGCCGCAGUGGGGAAGCGUGGUGAUCUACAAUCCCGACCAGACUGCUAUCGGGGGACAGCCGCGGCUAGGGGUAGCCGAGCUUGCCCGACCAAUGCAAAUCUUUCGACAUCAUCUGCUCAGCCUCUUAGGUGUCGUUGAUACUCUCGACACUCCUGAACAGCGUGCGCUCGCACUUGACGCGAUUGUGAGACGUCGGAUUGUGGAAAACAGCCUCGAGGCGAUCAACUCGAUGCAAGUAAUCGUCAAAUUGGUUCAUGAUCAAACCAACAUGAGGGUUUCUACGGAAGUACAAAACCAAGUUAAAGGCGCUCUGGCAAGUCUCAAGUCUGCCCAGGAGGAACUUAUUAAACCACAAGGUUCACUAUGGACAGCAGCGCUCCACGCCGAUGAAUCAAAGACGUUAUCUUCAACUGCAUUCUUCAGUCCAACCAUGCUCUCUCUGCUGUAUUUCCCGGACGAACACAAAUACGCUAUUUACACUCCUCUCUUUGGUCCCGUGCUCGUACCACUAGUGAUUGCUCUGAUCAAAGAGUUGAAGUCUCGUCGGAAGAAAAACUCGGUGAAGGAAAAGGAAGAGUAA
Puccinia triticina is the source of this 1542-nucleotide messenger RNA. RefSeq lists its product as uncharacterized. Lineage: Eukaryota; Fungi; Basidiomycota; Pucciniomycetes; Pucciniales; Pucciniaceae. Gene Ontology annotation, cellular component: GPI-anchor transamidase complex. Gene Ontology annotation, biological process: attachment of GPI anchor to protein. The transcript has 8 exons. The coding region runs from base 1 to 1542 and encodes 513 amino acids. The record is from RefSeq and is a predicted model, not a curated record.